AUGAUGAGUUUAGGCAAACCUAGAGCCCAAAACAGCUGCCCUGCUGGCUCGGGGGCUCUCUCGGCGGCUGGAGCCGUGCCCGACAGGCCAUUUCGAACCUUGCCCCGACGGCAGGGGAGGGAGCACAGAGCGCGGAGCUCCUGCAGCGGGGCAGCACCGGCGGCUCCGAGCCUCCCCUCACGGCCGCCGCCCCUCAGGGCCCGCCCGCCGCCAUCUUGCGGCACCGGCGGCGCCCGGGCCCCGCGCGGCCACGAGGGACGGCCGCCUCGGGGGCGGGUCGGGCGCCGCGCCGGCCGUGGGGAAGACGCCCGGGUGGUUCUGGGGAUCGGAGAUCGCGGGGCCCGGAGGUGCCGGGGCCGGCAGAGCCCCGGACACGCUCUAAGGGGACAAUGGCGGCGUCGGGGUCGCCAAGGCGACCGCCCGCCCCGACCCGCGGGAGCGGAGCCGCCGCUCAGAACCGCUCUCCCUCCGCUGCCCCGCCCCGGCUCCUCCCGGCCGCCUCCGCCUCGCGCGCGCGCUCCCGAUUGGCCGCUGCCGCCCGGCCGGGCUGCGAUUGGCGCGGGAGCGCGCGGGCCGCGGGUGCGCGCGCAGGCCGGUCCCCUCCGGGCACGCACCGUCCCUUAUAGGCACGCGAGCCCCCGCAGCCGCGGACAUGUCGGUGUCCCCCGUGAAGCGGCAGAAGAUGGAGUCGGCGCUGGACCAGCUCAAGCACCACACCACGGUGGUGGCCGACACCGGGGAUUUCAACGGAUGCAGAAAGCAAGAGGGAACUUGAGGGUGAGUCUGUGAGGAAUAAUCUUGAAAGAAUUCAACCUGCUGGAUACUGCAGAGACAGUAAAAUUCCAAAUGGGUUGUUGUAUGAUCCUGACAAUUCCAAGUAUACUUCAUGGAUAAGCCACAAGUGGUUACAGGAAAACACCCAGGAGCACAUCCAGGAAAACAUCUUGGAAUUAAUGGAUAAAAUCAUGGUUUAUUUUCCUUGUGCAGCACUGCAUGUGCUUGAUUUUAGGAUCCCUAAAACUGUUACUUUCCUGAAAACAGGCAAGUGUGCCUAAUUUAUAGGCAGAAUUUGAUAUAAAAAUAUUUGUGGUUAUAUAUAUCUAGCGUAGAUAUUUGUGAGGUAGAUACUCUGUAAUACAUAUUAUAUAUAUUUUAAUAGGUGUGUAUAAAUAUGUAUAUUUUAUAUAAUAUUUUUUAUAUGUGCACAUAUAUAUUUACAUCACACGCUCUACCUGUCUGGGAGCCUUGCUGGUGAGCUCCCAACUCAUUCCUGAGGAAAACUUCAGCUAAAGUUGCUUGGUUUAACUGUUUUCUCUUUUUCUUAAUUAUUUUAUUUCUUAAUUAUUUUAUUUUAUUCUGCUGGAAUAACUAAUAAAGCCAGCUGUAAAUGUCUAAUUCCAAGUGGGACUAAGAAACUUUUCUGCACAAUCCAGAGUGGCUUUUAAGACAUUCAUUAUUCAGGGAUGUGAGGAAUAGGAUUUUGAACACUCGUGGGCUGUGAGUCUAGCCAGAGGUCCCUCCUAACAGAGCAAAAACCCCAUAGCCCAGGGGAGCCAGGGCUUUUGGGGAUGGAAAACUUAAUGGCAGCAGUUGGCAGCUGUGCCAGUUCAACUGAUAAAAUAAAUCCAAGACUUCCCUACAGGAGUAUUUUUGCUGAAUAUGUGUAAAUACAGGCACACCUUUUUACUCUCGAGUGAGUGAGGUUUGGGGUUGUUUUCCUUA
This is a messenger RNA of Motacilla alba alba, 1722 nucleotides long. Its product is annotated as translation initiation factor IF-2-like. The record is from RefSeq and is a predicted model, not a curated record. The transcript has 3 exons. Lineage: Eukaryota; Metazoa; Chordata; Aves; Passeriformes; Motacillidae. Bases 1 to 789 code for a protein of 262 amino acids.